Messenger RNA from Bactrocera dorsalis (oriental fruit fly), 1221 nucleotides. RefSeq names its product mitochondrial amidoxime-reducing component 1-like. The record is from RefSeq and is a predicted model, not a curated record. The transcript has 4 exons. Lineage: Eukaryota; Metazoa; Arthropoda; Insecta; Diptera; Tephritidae. Bases 135 to 1139 code for a protein of 334 amino acids. Gene Ontology annotation, molecular function: molybdenum ion binding; pyridoxal phosphate binding; catalytic activity.
GUUUGUAAGUGACUUUUGAACGAGAUUAUUUAAUCAGUCCACGAUCACGGUGGUGUAUAACUUGCCUUACUUUUUAAAUACGGAACGAGUAAAUCUUAUCAAAAAGUAAUAUAAACAACAAGCUACUAAUCGCGAUGUCAAGCACAUCAAGUGCGACUAGCAAACUUGCCAUCGGUAUUGGGGUCACGCUUGCCACUGGACUGACUUACUGGUACUACCUGCAAUGGAAGAAACGCAACACAGUGCCCGAGAAAUGGCGUCGCGUUGGCACUUUGGAACAAAUCAACAUAUUUCCAAUAAAAUCAUGCGCACCACUAAAAUUGGAAGACAGCACGGAGAUCGAUUGCGAUAUUUUGGGCUUGAAAUAUCUGGGCUGCCGCGAUCGUACGCUAAUGGUCAUCAAUGACUCGAAUGAAAUGAUCACCGCACGCGCUUAUCCACGCAUGGUCUUGAUUGCCACAAAGUUGUUGGCGCCACAGCGUUUGAUAUUAAGCGCACCUGGCAUGGAGACAAUCGAAUUGGAUUUGGGCGCUUUAAAAGCCGAUGGUGAGCAGCUGAAAACAAUGGUGUGGAGCACACCGGUGCAGGUGCGUUCGGUCGGUGCAAAAUAUGACAAGUGGCUGUCCAAAUAUCUGCUCGAUAAGGAGAGUGGCAUGCGUCUGGUGCACUAUCCGCUGGAGAAGCCGGUGAAGGCCAUCAACUCGCGCAUGGUGCGACAGCCAUUCAUUUUGAAAGAUGAUCGUGGCACCUUCAACGAUGCUACGAGCUAUAUGCUAAUGAAUUUGGCAUCGAUUAAGGAGCUUAAUACUCGCAUACCGCGACCAGUGGAUCCGUUGCAGUUCCGUGGUAGUUUCCAACUGAAAAUGGACACUGAUGAGCCUUACGCCGAGGAUCAUUGGCAAUGGGUGAAGAUCGGCGAUGAAGUCAUCUUUCGUGUGGUAGCACCGUGCACACGCUGUAUCUUCCCGAAUAUAAAUGUGAAUACGGCAAUACGUGAUCCCGAUGGCGAACCUUUGAAUACGCUCAAGAAAUAUCGCUUGUUCAAAGGCUACGCAACCCCAGCCAUUGGCAUACACUUGGGUCUGCGCUCUGCCGGAAGUGUCAAGAAGAACGCAGUAGUCUAUGUAGAGGAUAAGUGAGGUAUUUUACUUAAGACAAUGUAAUAUUUUGGAAGACUUUUUACUGAGGAGUGUAAAUAUAUAUAAAAUAUGUUUCCAUAUA